UUCCCAAGCCCCCAGUGCAUGCUGGGAGUUGCAGUCGAAAGGCUGGGGCGGCCGUGAGGUCAUCGGUGGUCGCCGGGAGCCGCCAGCACGUGGCGAGGAAGGGGCGGUGCGCGCCUGCUGUCUGCACCUGAGAGGGGGCAGGAGCUGCCGGCGCUUGCGCCUCCUGCUGCGGUGCCCUCCCGACAUGCCGGAGGAGGCGGGCUUCCCGCCGGCCAAGAGAUUCCGGCCGGGCUCUGGGCCUCCGAGCCGCUCUGGGUCCUUCCCUCCUGGGAGGCAAGUGGUGAUGCUGCUGACUGCGGGCAGCGGCGGCAGAGGUGGAGGAGGAGGCCGGAGGCAGCAGCCGCCUCUGGCCCAGCCCUCGGCCAGUCCCUACCCUGAAGCUGUGGAGCUGCAGCGCCGGAGUCUGCCCAUCUUCCAGGCGCGGGGACAACUGUUGGCCCAGCUCCGAAACCUGGACAACGCGGUCCUCAUCGGGGAAACUGGCUCUGGGAAGACAACUCAGAUCCCUCAGUACCUGUAUGAAGGAGGGAUCAGCCGCCAGGGCAUCAUUGCUGUGACCCAGCCUCGUCGAGUAGCUGCCAUCUCUCUUGCUACUAGAGUCUCAGACGAGAAGAGAACUGAACUCGGGAAGCUGGUCGGCUAUACAGUGCGCUUUGAUGAUGUCACCUCAGAAGACACCAGGAUCAAGUUUCUGACAGACGGCAUGCUUCUGCGCGAAGCAAUUUCAGACUCUUUGCUGCGGAAGUACAGCUGUGUCAUUUUGGAUGAAGCUCACGAACGGACUAUCCACACAGAUGUGCUCUUUGGAGUGGUGAAAACCGCACAGAAGAGGAGAAAGGAACUAGGGAAACUUCCUCUGAAAGUGAUUGUGAUGUCAGCUACAAUGGAUGUGGACCUGUUCUCUCAGUAUUUCAGUGGCGCCCCCGUCCUCUACCUAGAGGGUCGGCAGCAUCCGAUCCAAGUGUUUUACACCAAACAGCCUCAGAAUGAUUACCUGCACGCCGCGCUUGUCUCAGUCUUCCAGAUCCACCAGGAAGCCCCUCCUUCACAGGACAUCCUGGUGUUCCUCACUGGGCAGGAGGAGAUUGAAGCCAUGAGCAAGACCUGCCGAGACAUUGCAAAGCACCUCCCAGACGGCUGCCCUGCGAUGCUGGUCCUUCCGCUGUACGCCUCCCUGCCCUAUGCGCAGCAGCUGCGAGUCUUCCAAGGGGCCCCAAAGGGCUAUCGCAAAGUGAUCAUUUCAACCAACAUCGCUGAAACCUCCAUAACCAUUACAGGAAUAAAAUAUGUAGUUGACACGGGCAUGGUUAAAGCAAAGAAGUAUAACCCUGACAGUGGUCUUGAGGUGUUAGCAGUGCAGCGGGUAUCGAAGACGCAGGCUUGGCAGCGCACAGGGAGGGCUGGCAGAGAGGACAGUGGCAUCUGUUACCGGCUCUACACGGAGGAGGAGUUUGAGAAGUUUGAUAAGAUGACCGUGCCAGAGAUCCAGAGGUGUAACCUGGCCAGUGUGAUGCUUCAGCUUCUGGCAAUGAAAGUCCCAAAUGUGCUCACCUUUGACUUCAUGUCCAAGCCAUCUCCAGAUCACAUUCAGGCGGCCAUUGCCCAGCUGGACCUGUUAGGUGCUCUCGAACAUAAGGAUGACCAGCUUUCCCUGACUCCAAUUGGAAGAAAGAUGGCGGCAUUUCCUUUAGAACCCAAAUUUGCCAAAACCAUCCUCAUGUCCCCCAAAUUCCACUGUACAGAGGAGAUCCUGACCAUCGUCUCCCUGCUGUCUGUGGACAGCGUCCUCCACAACCCUCCUUCCCGGCGAGAGGAAGUGCAAGGGGUCCGCAAGAAGUUCGUAUCCAGCGAGGGGGAUCACAUGACCCUGCUCAAUAUCUAUCGGACCUUCAAAAACCUGGGUGGAAAUAAGGACUGGUGCAAAGAGAAUUUUGUCAACAGCAAGAAUAUGAUGCUGGUCGCCGAAGUCAGAGCACAGCUGAAGGACAUCUGCUUAAAGAUGUCAAUGCCCAUCGUGUCAUCCCGAGGAGACAUGGAGAGCGUCCGCCGCUGCCUGGCUCACAGCCUCUUCAUGAGCACCGCCGAGCUUCAGCCAGAUGGCACCUAUGCCACCACGGACACCCACCAGCCGGUGGCCAUCCACCCGUCAUCCGUCCUCUUCCACUGCAAGCCGGCCUGCGUCGUGUACACCGAGCUGCUCUACACCAACAAGUGCUACAUGCGGGACCUCUGCGUUGUGGAUGCAGAGUGGCUGUACGAGGCUGCCCCUGAAUACUUUAGGAGGAAGCUGAGAACCACCAGAAACUGAGCCGCCCCAGGAUGCCAGGAUGCCACCAGAAUCGCUGGUCCCUGGGAGCUUGGACUCCAGUCGUCCUCACAGCAGCCUUCCAGGGUGGCACUUAGAGAAGCCUUGGAGUCAGCUGAGCGUGCCUGACUUCCAGGGGCUUGAAAGCAUCUUUGCUUCACCUCCUAGGACUGACCCAUGUAGACAUGGACAUAUCAUUUGUACCUGGAAGCUUCAGAAUUAUGCUUCUGGUUCUUACUGGGUGACUUUGACUUAAUUAACACCUGAGCCUCAGUUUUCUCAUCUGCCAAAUGGGAGCAAUAAUAAUCCUUAUAAAAUUGGGUUCAUAAAGUUUAGAGAAAAUGAAUGGAAGGUACCCAGAACUAUGCCUGGAGCACGCCACACAUACAGGGAGUUGGGAGCCAUUAGGCUGAAUGUUGCUGCUUUCCACAUGAUGUGAAUUAGGUACAGCAACAUCCCAAGUUCUUGUGACUGAGGGCGAUUUUCUGGAAGGGCCACAGGAAGUUGCGGAGCUUGGAUGUUGCCCUUGGUUCUUGUUUAAUGUCCAUCUGUAUGCAGUUUUAAAAUAGAAAACACAACUGACUUCUGUAGAAGUUUCCAGAGGGAGGUGCUGUUAUCUCGUACCUCCUGGGAUGGUGAUCCCUACUGAACACUUAUGUCUGGAGGUGGACCACUCUGUGUCUGUCUCCAAGCAGAGACCAGUAAAGGAGCCUCCUGGUCCUCGGUACGUGACCCUGUUGGUGCGUGACCCUGUCAGUGCUUUCAGGAGACAUGUAAGCUUCCCGGGUGAAGGCUGAUUUAAACCUUCUGAAUCCUGUCACACAUAGACGUGGGAAACUGGCCUUUCAGUGUUUUGUGCCAUGAGGAGUGAGUCUGUACCAUUUCAGCUGUUUCUUUUUGGGCAGAGCCCCUGGUCAGAGGUGGUGGGGGUGGGGAGGGGAGAGGGGUACAUAGAACCCAGAGAACGUUGGCUUAUGCCAGAGACCACACCACAUCUGGGCUUGCAUUCUUGUAUCUUUCUCGGUGUGUGGGCGGAGGGCGGUUCAGUGAAGACUGGAAGGCCUGCUGGAGAAAUUCGAAAAGAGCUGGAGCUGUAGCACUUACUCUUGCAUCUCAUUAAUGUGCUAUGAUAUUUUUUCCUUCUUCGUAGGGACUUGGGGACAGUCUGGCUUUGCUGCUUUCUAACUGCUAGGCACCUCCCUCUAAGCCUCAUUGUCAGAGGGAAUUGGAGGUCUCCACAGUCUCUUCCUGUUCUGACAUUCCGAGCAGAGAACAGGCACUCACUGUUCCUCUUAGCCAUUUAAUUAUCAGAAGCCAGUAAUCUUUCCCCAGACAAUGUUCUGUCCUAGAAGUCGUCGAGCUUUGGCUCUUGUGUUGUGCUUACUUGGUCCAAAUACAUCUGUGGGUGUUUUGUCAUUUCUUACUGAAUGAAUCGUAGUUAUAACCAGGGACCAAACUGCCCAAGAGGCUCUUCAGAGAUCACGGACGGUCUCUUUCUGGGAGCUGUGGCCUGAGGGAACAGGCCCCAUCCCAGGGUCCCAUCUGUCCGGAGUUGGGGAUGUCAAGUCCAGCUGAGUCUCUAUUUCCAACGCUAGCCACGGUCCUGCGCAGUCAAGCUCUCAGUGUUUAGGGCUCUGUCAGAAAUGGUUCUAUGUGGGCGAAAUAAGAUCUGACAGCUCCUAGAUACCUUAUCUUACUGAAUUCUUGAACUUUGAACCAGUUCUUCCACUUACUGACUUGUUACCGUGGCUGACUUUCUGAAAAGUUUCCCACGGUUUUCUUUGUUUUGUUUUUUUUGUUGUUGUUUUUUUGCAGUAGGGGAUUAGGAUGUUUCGUCCUACUUGGUAAGAAAAAGUACUGUAUUUUUAAUAAAUCAUUCACAGUGCUGGUAAAAAAAAAAAGAAAAAGAAAAAAAAGAAAAUUGUGGAGUGGCUGGGCGUGGCGGCUCACACCCAUAAUCCCAGCACUUUGGGAGGCCGAGGCGGGCAGAUCACCUCACGCCUGUAAUCCCAGCAUUGGGAUGGGAGGCCAAGGUGGGUGGACUGCUUGAGAAGUUCAAGACCAGCCUGGCCAACAUGGCAAAACCCCGUCUCUACGAAAAAUACAAAACUUAGCUGGGUGUGGUGGCACACGCCUGUAAUCCCAGCUACCCAGGAGGCUGAGGCACAAGAAUUGCUUGAACUUGGGAGGCAGAGUUUGCAGUGAGCCAAGAUUGCGCCACUGCACUCCAGCCUGGCCGACAGUGCGAGACUGCCUCAGAAAAAAAAGAAAAAACUUAGGGUAAUUUAUGUCCAGCUUAAGUACCUGAACAGUUUCCAGAAAUGUGUAUUUUUUUUUCUGAGAGGCAAAGGAUGUAAACAGCUUCUAAGUAGCUUUAAUGUUUCUGUACAGAAAUAUGUUUAUCACUGUAACAUUGUGGUAGAGUUUUAAUACAGUAUUUAGUUUUUUAUUGGGCUUUUUAAAAAAGUUAACUUUUAACAUAGCUGCUCAGGGAUUAAAUCAGAUUGGAAAACCCAUUCUGACUCCAUAUAUUACUACAAAGAAAUACAUCGUUGUUUCUAUUGAACUGCAAGGAAUAGUACACUUUACACUUAAGAAAGUUAAAUGUUUCACAGUAACAUUGCAAUAUAACCUUCAGCUACUCUUUUUCAAUUGGUAAAAUCUGAUGGUAUGAUACCUCUUUGCCAACCUACGAAACCCAUAUCUGGAAGAGUCACCAGCUCCCGUGAGCAGCUUCAUGUAAAUAGAUGCACUCCAAGCAGAUUGCAUGCCUCAGGUGUUUGUCUUCUAGUAAUCAUGGAGUAUGCAACACCCAGAGUAACACGACAAGGGGCAGGACUGCAAACAGCAGGUCCUGCUACAAACCCUUAAUGCUGCAUUGCUGCCAGUUGUAAAGAAAUGCCUGAAUGGAGGCGAGUUUUGCCCUGUGGGUAAAACUGAUGAAGUACUGUACUGUCAUAUAUAAAUCCACUAAAUCCAGCUACCAGGAACUGCCUGGAACUAUGGUCAUGCAUUUUUUUUUUUUCUUUAAAGACCAGUGUGAUAGCAGGCCAUGCAUCUGAGAUACGAUAUUCCUUGGUAACUAGAGGGAGGAAAAAAAAAUCAAAUAGGUUCAGGCGUAUGUUGUAUUUUGAGAGUCUGGUUUUAUCUGAACAGAAAUAACUCUACAGAAAGCUCCUGUAAAUAAUGCUCAAAUUUGCACUCGACGAUCAAAUCCAUUAAAAAUGAAUCUUGUA
Molecule: messenger RNA, 5541 nt
Organism: Chlorocebus sabaeus (green monkey)
Lineage: Eukaryota; Metazoa; Chordata; Mammalia; Primates; Cercopithecidae
Gene: DHX33
Product: DEAH-box helicase 33
Biological process (GO): positive regulation of transcription by RNA polymerase I
Cellular component (GO): nucleolus; intracellular anatomical structure
Molecular function (GO): helicase activity; double-stranded RNA binding; ATP binding
Source: RefSeq, a predicted model, not a curated record